Musa acuminata AAA Group (dessert banana) is the source of this 4224-nucleotide messenger RNA. RefSeq names its product CAAX prenyl protease 2-like. Lineage: Eukaryota; Viridiplantae; Streptophyta; Magnoliopsida; Zingiberales; Musaceae. Gene Ontology annotation, cellular component: endoplasmic reticulum membrane. The record is from RefSeq and is a predicted model, not a curated record. Bases 91 to 1110 code for a protein of 339 amino acids. Gene Ontology annotation, molecular function: metalloendopeptidase activity. Gene Ontology annotation, biological process: CAAX-box protein processing. The transcript has 8 exons.
AUGAAAUGAAAUGAAAAGAAAAGAAGCAAACGAGGGCGGAGGCGGCUUUUCUGCCUCCAUGUGGGUUCGUGGGGCUUCCUCCCGAAGCAGAUGUUGUCCUUGUUCCCAUCGAUCGCCAUGGUUUCCUCCUACUCCUCAUCGACGUUGGAAGAGCCCCGGAUCUGCGAUCCCUCGGCGAUGGAGGCGGCGGCCCGGGUUUCGGGGACGGUGGCGGUGGCCGCAUGUGCGGCCAUGGCGUUCUUCUACGUCGCGAUCCUCUACUCCCCGACCCUGAUCCUUCGCCUCCCUCCACCGGCAUCGCUCGAUAGCUUCAUGAUCCGGCGGUUCGCCUGCGCGGCUGUCUCCUCCGCCGCCUCUGUGCUUGCCUGCGGCCUCCUCCUCGGACUCGGGAAACUCGACGAUUUGCCAUCUAUCCUCGGUGUUCUAGGUAUCAGGAGAGAUCACUUGUGGCAAGCUGUGGCCUUUCCUCUGCUACUGACAUCCUUCCUGUAUGCCGGGUCAUUCGUGUCGAGGUCAUGGAAGCUGAUUAGUGCAUCAAUAGAAAGGAGCGAAAAUUCUUACGGGGAAGAUGGAAUCUGUGGACAAGGGUGUACAGAUUGGGUGUGUGCAUAUGCCCGGGAUGUGAUGGCUUGGCGUAAUUAUGUGGUGGCACCAUUUACUGAAGAGCUUGUUUUCAGGGCCUGUAUGAUACCACUGCUCCUUUGUGGAGGAUUUGGAACUAGCAGUAUCAUAUUUUUCAGUCCGGUUUUCUUCAGUUUAGCACACUUAAAUCAUUUUUUGGAGCUCUACUACCAGCAAAGAUACAGAUUUAUGAAGGCUUUCCUGAUUGUAGGCUUCCAGCUUGGUUAUACUGUGAUAUUUGGGUGGUAUGCGUCUUUUCUCUUCAUUCAAACAGGGAACUUAAUAUCUCCUAUUGUGGCCCAUGUUUUUUGUAAUGUGAUGGGUCUGCCAUUGUUGUCAUCUCCAAGGACAAAAGGGACAACAACUGUAGCUGCUGCAGCUGGUGUGGUCAGUUUCUUAUAUCUUCUAUUUCCAGCCACACGACCAGGACUGUACAAUGAUAUGAGAGAAGGCUGUAGCUGUUGGCACCGAUAUUGUAGUUGGAGUUGAUACUGAAGUUGGAUGGUAGCAACAGAAGAAAGUCACAACACGAUAGAGAAGCUCAAAAGCCCUCAUCGACUUGAAUCAGACAACAGGAAAGUUGUUUCCUUUUGGUUUUUACUUCUGUUAAUGAAAAUUUAGUGUUUUUUAGGUAUGCUUGUUUUACAUGUAUUCUACAUUGUUUUUCCUGAUAUUGAUUCCUGUCCAAUUCCUAUGCUACAUGGUAUGACUGGGUUAAUAAUGAUCUUCAUUCAAAAAAGCAUCUUAGGUUAAAUCCCCUUUCUUUAAGUACUUCCCCUGAAUGAAUCGUUGUUUGAACAAUCAUGUUAGUGGUAGUUAAUGGGAAUAACUGUAAGCAAGAUAAAGCAGUAAAUAAUUCAACUAAAAUUUUAAAUUGAACAACCAUCCUUUUGUUGCUAUGUCACUUCUAUUAAUGUCGAGUAUGCUCAUUUUUUGAAUUGUUUUUGUACAAUAUGUUAUUGUUACUUUGCAGAUUAUGCUAUUGUCUUAAUCUAGAUUGCUAUCAUAUGGUAACUACUACCUGAAGACAUAGACAAUCUAACAUUGCUCAAUAGAAAGUAGGAGACCAGGAAAAAAAAAUGGUAUUGUUAAAUAAGUUGAUUUUUCCUACAAAAGUGAUAGCCUUUUUUGGGUUGUGGGUCUUCGAUAAAACAAGAUAAGAAGAGGAAGAGAAGAAGAAGAAGAAGAAGAAGAAGAAGAAGAAGAAGCUGCUUGGUGGCCUUCUGGUGGUGGGGCGUGGGGUUUAUAUGGGAUGCAAGAUGGGCAUUGGUGGAACGUUCUUCUCUCUCUCUCUGGCGGAGAGGAGAUUGAGCAUGGGUCACGGUAUGGUGGGGGUGGCUCUCCGAAACGAAACGGCUAUGAGCGGGGUAACCUACCUUCCUUCAGGAUGGAGGUCCCUCUCCUGCUGUUAGGCUUCUUCUCUUGACUCAUUGAUGAAUAAAAGAGAAGGGUCGAGCAGCAUUAUAUAAGAGAGGAAGGGGCAUUCCCCUCAAGCUACGAAAAAUAUUUUAAUUUUGGAUUAAUUAAUUAUUUAGUUUUCUAGCUAACCCACACAAUUAAGGAAGCAAUUUUCAAUUCUUUACUAACUUUCGUUUAUUAUAUAACACAGACAAGGAAACAAAUCAAUUCAAAUAAAACAGAACUCUAAUUAUGGUAAUUUUUAAUCUGAGAAGGAGUAGAAAAUUCUUGAUCCUUACAAUGAGCUUGUCUUAUCCAGUGCAAUGGAUUUAGGAACCUGUUGGAAUAUGAACCCACAGGAUUAGUUUCUUAAGUGAUCCUACUUUUGAGAAUUUAGAUAAGUAAAAUUAGUGUAGUGCAUCAGAAGCAUAAUUUUUUUAUAGGGAUUUGUUAUAUCUAAUUAGAGAUAUAUUACUAGGAGAUAUUGGAGGAUGUAUUCAUAUUUUAAAAAAUAAAGUAUAUUAUCUAGAUAUCGGAGGAUAUAAUCAUAAAUAUUGACUGAUUAUGUUUGAGUAUUUUAUUCUUUUAUAAGAAAUCUAAAUAUAAAAAAUCCUCUUUGGUUAUCAAAUAAUUCUGAUGAUGUUAGCAGGAAGGAUGUUAUGCUCUAAAAUUCUGAUUCCCAUACAGAACUUGCAAAACAUUUUAUCUCGAUCUUUGCCUCUAAACAGAACUUGGAAUUACAAAGCUUAAGCUUAAGGUAUUUCUGAAUGACACCAAUUAACUUGAUUGUUCGUAUAGCCUUUGAGGUGACGUCUCAAUCGUUAGCAUAUUAUAUAUGCAGUUAAUAUUUAGAGGGUUGGAGCCUUUGACUCUUAGAGGCUUCUUUGUUUUGACGUGAUGAUUACACGGAGGCGUGGGACGUCUGAUGGGACUUUUGGACUGAGAGCUUGGUGGGUAUUUGGUCAACCUUUUUGUUGUUUUCUUCUUCCUUUGUCAUUUUCAUUGGACCUCACAUCGAAUCUACGUCACAUAUAUCAUCACUCUUUGACCCAUCACCCUCUCCUCUGCAUUUUGGAUCUACAUAGCUGAAUCCCUGUUAUUUCACAUGUUGGAUUGCAAUGCUGUGUUCUUGGAGUUACAAGUAUCCUUGCUUGGCUUGUACAUCCUUGGUCCCACACGAUUCAUAUGCAGCUUCUUUGCAGGCCAUUUCAAAUGCAGCUGAGUUCUUGUUCGACUGGGGAUGACUUUGUUCAGGUACGAUGGUAACUCUGGACAUCCUGAGUGCAUCAUUUUUAACGAGGGAAAUAUUUCUUGUUCGGACAAAGUUUUAGAAACAAUCACAUACAUGACUGCUUCAUUUCCUGCCGAUCUAGCUACAUAUGUAGGAUGCACACAAUCUAUCACCACGCCAAAACAUCCAAAAAAGAUUAAAAGUCCUGUAGAAGAGAUGUUUCUACUAAGUUGAGUGCUUGCUGGAGGUCAUGGUGGAUGAUGGGGGAGUAGCGUUGAGGUCUGGGAUUUUGGGACUGGGAUUGGAGGUGGCACUGGUGCUGGCCAGCGUCUGCUUCUGCUUCCGCUUCAGCUCAGACAGGAGAGCCUGGUUCUCCUGGUUGAGAAGCUGUGCUUUCUUCCUCAGCCUCUCGUUCUCCUUCAUGAUGUAGCAGUUCUGCAAGUACAGUUGGGUGUUGAGCCUCUCCAUGACUUGCCUGCAUAGAGUAUGUAUGUUAGUUUAUAGAACUCUGUCUAGGACAGUGCUCAAUUGAAAGUGAAAGAAGCAGCAAAGCAGAUCUAUAUUUGCAAUUGACCUGUUGCUUUUCCCGAAAAGAAGAAGCAAAGGUCGAGGUACUGCAACAGAAAAAUCUACAAGGAACAAAAGCCACACCAGAAAUCCAACUGCCAACAAAUCAAAACAUGCAUAUCUAAAGCAAAAGUUGAUCUCAACAGGUUAGAGCCAUGUCUGUGUGUGUGAUGGAGAGACUAACAUGAAGUCGUACAAUUAGACACGAAAAGAAGGGAAGGACAACAUCGGGUUAAUUGUGGAAGAAAAUGGUUGAAAGAGGUAAUCCCCAUCAGGAGGAGAGAAACUGGAGAAGGCAGAGUCAAAGCCAACAUACACUUCUAUCAGAAGACUCGACUCUUCGAAGAUUCUAUCCCAACAGAAGAAGAGCUGUAAAACAAGGAAUUGCAUGAGUUCCUACAAAAGUG